Messenger RNA from Caenorhabditis sp. 36 PRJEB53466, 2387 nucleotides. NCBI's taxonomy places the organism in Eukaryota, Metazoa, Nematoda, Chromadorea, Rhabditida, Rhabditidae. The record is from the annotation of a GenBank genome assembly.
AUGUUGCUGAGACCUUUUCUGCUCUUAGCACUUGUUUGUGUCGGAGCAUUUCUAGCGGAAGAAAGUGAAUCCAAAACUCCUGGAGAAGAAAGUAGGUCUCAUUUUGAUAGAUUUUUCAAAUUUUCUUCGAUUUCUAGUGAUCGACCGACUUGCUGUUAACAUGGCAGGAGCGUUCGUAAAAUCAAUGUUCCCUGAGAUGGACCGAAAGCCGACAGAAGCCCCAACACCCGCUCCCGCUCCUACUCCAUCUUCCGAGAUUCGAAGAGCGCCCAUCAAUCCUCUGCUCUCAUCAAUGGACGGAUACUCACGUAUGUCAGACCAUCCAGAAAGAAAAAUAAAUGAAUGACAACGAGGUCGUCGACGGUUUUUUUCUAAAGUACGGGGCCUGAUCUCAAUUGAGAUAGAGAUGAUUUACUUUUGAAUGCGAUACAAAUACAAAAAUCGGCCGUCAGCAUCUAUCCGAUACUUGGCUGUGGCUGUGGGUAUAGGGCAGAUAAAGUUCAAAACACAAUUUUCCAGCUUCUUUCGCAGCUUCUGAGUACAAUGCUAUUCCGCAAAUGGGACAACAAGCCGCAGAGACUCCGAGAAAUCCAUUCAGCUAUCAAGGGAACCAGCCGUCCAGCUACUCUCUCAUGCCGGAAGUUGGAUGACGUGUCUGUCGUAAUGUGAACCACUGAACUUUUAGGCAUCUAAUCAGAGGGUGAGCCAGUCUAGUGGAAUGGACAGCUUGGGAGCGCUGGCGUUGAGUGGAAUGCGGAACCCGGAUAUCUCGGGAAUGUUGUCCGGAGGCCAGGGGACUCCAGAGGCUAUCAAUGCUGUUAGAAACCAGGCAUAUCUCGCCGAGCUUUCCAAACAUCAAUCUGAACUGAACUCGUACAGCGCCAAACAGAUGGAGUACUUGGACCAACAGAGAAGAUACCAGCAGGCAAUGAUUGACCAUCAAGCAGGUGCUGCCCUUCUCAUGCAAAAACAACAACAGGAGAUCAUCGCUAAGCAAAUGGCCAACAUGAAGCAGUCCUAUGGAAUGAAUGAAGACGGAAGUGCGUCUCAAGCAAAGGAAUUCUCCGAAAAUGAUAACACGGUCGGCGGAAGGGUAAUUGCAUUCAUCCUCAAUCUUUUUCGGCAGAAUUUGCAUUUAUGGUUAUUACAGUACCUCACCGCGCGCGCACGAGGAGCAAAAACAAUGAAAGUGCCUACGAAUCGAAGUUUGCGCCCACUUUACGACGUAUCAAUUAAACACAUCUUGCAGAGUUGGAGGACGACGAUGUUGUGGCCAACGACGAAUAUUUGAAGGAAUACUUCAAACAAAAGUACAACAUUGACAUUCCAGAUGAUGUCAGCCAGCUCACCGACGAUGAGAAAGCUACUCUGAGGUUAACACAUAAGGGACAAUGGGCGCAACGUGCAAAAAAUUCAUUUUUUCAGAGCUUUGAAGAAAGAGCUUUCUCGUCAAAAGGAUAAAGUGAAAGAGAAUGGAGUUUUUAAAACGAUGGAUAGCCUGAAAGGGUAAAUAACCGAAAAUAAACUGCGGUAAUAAUUUUUUCUUUCCAGGAAAAUGACUAAUGAGCGAGCUGCGCCUUCGAAUAAUUAUCCAUCCGAAGCGUGCGACCAAUGUAUUCCAAUGAACAUUAAGACGAUCCGAGGGGCUUGGACUCAAGUGAGCGAGACUCUGAAUGAGUUUCAAUUGACGGACUUUAAAGGUUUAUGGAAAUCCAAAAGUCGUUAACAAGGUCUUCGGAACCGUGAUGAGUUUGGAGAACAUGAAGGCGUCCACAGGCAGCAUCAAAAUGUCGAACAAGAAGACGUCAUGCGUCGGAAUGGAAGUGGGAGCUGCUUCAAGCCACCGAAAAUCUUCCAAGAUGAACCUGUUCUUCCGUGAUUCUGACGAAGGAAACGAACUUCAUGAGGUGCAUUCUUCGUCAAUCUCCAUCACGUCAACCAUCUUUUUUUCAGAUGCGAGGUACCGUAACCGUCAAAGAUAACAUCAUGAGUGUGGAAACCAAUCUCUACCGUACCCACAGUAAGACAACUUUGUUCCUAUUCAAUUCUCUUCUCAAUUUUUCAGUGUGUCUCGUCAAGGCCGGUCCGUCCGAGUCGGAUCGUUUAGAGUACGUUGUGCUGGCGGAGACGACUGGCAAACACGCGUGCAGGUGCGUGAAUUUCAAAGAAAAAAUGAAAGAUUUUGUGUCCUUCUUCAGAUCGUAUCAUGUGUUCGUCCGAAAUACCGAAGAGUUUAACCGACGCCACUUUGAUGAUGUUUCGGAAUUCAUGAAGACGGUACUGAGUCAAAUACAACCAGGCCAAAUUGAAAUUUCUUUCAGCAAGCCGAUGCUCUUCCUGUCGGAGCUCUUCCAAAAUCUUCUCUUUGUGAACUAGACAACCCAUAG